AUUUGGACCACGAGUUUUGGUUGGUGGCCGCGAGAGCUUUGGAGAACCAGUCAAGAGAGCGCUUCAACUUGGGGUGCUUCCGCCAUCCAUAUUUGCAUUCGCCACCAACGAAAUGGCCAAGAAGCAGUCCAAGCCCGUGCCUGUGAAGGCUGACAGCAGCAGCAGCUCGGACUCGUCCGACAGUGAAGCUCCUGCCCCGGUCAAGAAGGCGGCGCCUGCCAAGAAGGCCGCCCCGGCCAAGAAGGCUGCCUCAUCCUCGGACGACUCGUCUUCUUCGGAAGACGAAGCGCCCAAGAAGGCUGCUGCCCCCGUGAAGAAGGCGACGCCUGCCAAGAAGGCCGAGUCAUCUUCGUCUGACGACUCUUCCUCGGAAGAGGAAGCGCCCAAGAAGGCCGCCACUCCCGUCAAGAAGGCUGCUGCUCCUGUGAAGAAGGCAGCGCCUGCGAAGAAGGCCGACUCGUCUUCGUCCGAUGACUCUUCCUCGGAAGAGGAAGCGCCCAAGAAGGCUGCUCCCGUCAAGAAGGCAGCGCCUGCGAAGAAAGCCGACUCAUCCUCUUCGGACGACUCUUCCUCGGAAGACGAAGCGCCGAAGAAGGCUGCUCCCGUCAAGAAGGCCCCUGCCAAGAAGGAAGAAUCUUCGUCGGACGACUCUUCUUCGUCGGAAGAUGAAGCGCCUAAGAAGGCCGCCACUCCCGCCAAGAAAGCGGCUCCUAAGGCCGACUCGUCGGAUUCCUCGUCGUCCGACUCGGACUCGGAAGAAGAAACGCCCGUGAUCAAGAAGCGCAAGGCAUCCGACUCGACCGAGCAACCCGCCAAGGUGCUCAAGAACAACGACGGUGGCGCUGUCGCCGCCACGUCCGAGAACUGCGAAAUCUUCAUCGCUGGCCUUCCUUGGGUCUGCGACGAAGACGAGCUCAAGGCUGUCUUCGCCAACGUUGGCGGUGAAAUCACGAGCUUGCGCUUGCCCCAAGACGCCAAUGGCCGCUCGACCGGCACGGCGUUCAUUACGUUUGACAACGCCGCUGCCGCGGAAGCUGCGAUCGCACUGGACGGCCAGGACUUUGGCGGUCGCUGGAUGAAGAUUCGUUCGGCGGAAAAGAAGAACCACGUCGCGGACAAGCCGGAAGGGUGCAUGUCGAUCUUUAUCGGCAACCUGUCGUGGAAUAUUGACGAAGACACUCUGCGCUCGACGUUUGAACACUGCGGUCCCAUCGAGUCGGUGCGCCUUGCCACGGACCGCGAGACCGGCGACUUUCGCGGGUUUGGCCACAUUGACUUUGGCACGUCGGAAGCGGUGGACGAAGCGGUCAAGCUCAAUGGCCAAGACGUGCUGGGCCGCGCCAUCCGCGUCAACUUUUCUGAAAAGAAGCCAUUCAACGGCGGCGGCGGCGGUGGCUUUUCUGGCGGCCGUGGCGGAGGCCGGGGCGGCGGACGUGGCGGCCGGGGUGACUUUGGUGGUCGCGGCGGACGUGGUGGCGGCCGUGGGUUUGGUGGUCGCGGCGGACGCGGUGGCGACUUUGGUGGCCGUGGCGGACGUGGCGGAGGACGUGGUGGUCGCGGUGGCCGUGGCGAUGGUGCCCCCAAGCGCCAACCCACGUCGAUCCAGAGCUUCCAAGGCCAAAAGAAGACGUUCGACUAA
Messenger RNA from Aphanomyces invadans, 1639 nucleotides. RefSeq lists its product as hypothetical. Lineage: Eukaryota; Oomycota; Saprolegniomycetes; Saprolegniales; Verrucalvaceae. The record is from RefSeq and is a predicted model, not a curated record. The transcript has a single exon. Gene Ontology annotation, molecular function: mRNA binding. The coding region runs from base 113 to 1639 and encodes 508 amino acids. Gene Ontology annotation, cellular component: cytosol.